AUGUCAAGAUAUCAUAAAGCGGCUAUUGAUGGCUACUUGGACCUUCUGAAAGAGGCCACAAGGAAAGAUCUGAACACUCCGGAUGAGGAUGGCAUGACACCCACACUAUGGGCAGCAUAUCACGGACACAUCGACGCCCUUCAGCUGAUAUGUAGUAGAGGUGGGGAUCCUAACAGAAGUGACAUAUGGGGAAAUACACCUUUACACCAUGCUGCUUCAAAUGGCCACAUGCACAUUAUCAGCUUCCUAGUGAGCUUUGGAGCCAACCUUUUUGCUCAAGACAAUGACUACCACACUCCCAUGGAUGUGGCGGCUUCCCGGGACCAUAUGAACUGCGUCCGUUUCCUAGAUGAUGCUGCCUCGAAGCAGACCAGCCAGAACCCCAAGAAGGUGGCCCGUCUUAAGGAGCAAGCCACCAAAGAAGCAGAACAACGGGUGAAGUUGUGUGAAAAAGUGAAAAGGAGGCACCAGAGUAGAAUGGAUAGGAUUCACAGAGGAAGUCGUGGAUCGGUGUCCUCAGAAAUCAGCCUCCUCUCUCACCCGAGCAUAGGCACCAUUAGCAAUGCCAAUGAGCAGUUCUCCAAGCUCAUUGCUGCAGAUACCAAAGGUCCCAUCUCCACUCGGUUUAAGGGAACACUCCAGGGCAAAUUCAAGAAGAAAGAUAAAGGGACACUGACCAGACCAGGAGAUUCCAAUGUCAUCUUUGUCAAGCAGGAGAAUGGAACAGUUAGAGAACCAAAAUUUACAGAUGUCUUCAACGAACAGGAUGAGUUUGAAGAGGAGGGAACAAGGGCUGUGGAAGAUGAAGAGGAAGAAAGUGACACCAAGGAGUCCAUUUUCAAGAGACCUGGCUUAGGGAAUAUGGUGUUCCGAAAGAGCUUCUCCAUGGAAAUGAUGGAUCCAGAGGAUUAUCCAAGUGGUGACACAGAAGAUCUGGGAUUCCUGGUCCGUAAAGAAGUGUUUGAGGCUGCUGAGGAAGAGGAAGUGGACGUUUUUGCAGAUGAAGGAGCCAACGACUUGCCCUGGAACCAGGAGGAGCUUGGCCUUGAUGAGGAAGAUGAGGAGACUUCACCCUUGGAUACCUUCCUCUCUUCUAUCAACCUGUUGGACUUUGCACCUGUGUUCACUCGCGAACAGCUUGACUUGGAUGCGCUCAUUCUGUGUUCUGACGAGGACCUGAAAGGAAUCCGUAUCCAGCUUGGACCACGGAAGAAGAUUCUGGAAGCGGUGGCCAGGCGGAAAGAAGCUUUGGGACGUCCAGGUCCACUAAAGGAUACAAUAUUAUGA
Chanos chanos (milkfish) is the source of this 1287-nucleotide messenger RNA. RefSeq names its product ankyrin repeat and sterile alpha motif domain containing 4B (gene anks4b). The coding region runs from base 1 to 1287 and encodes 428 amino acids. The transcript has 2 exons. Gene Ontology annotation, molecular function: protein binding. The record is from RefSeq and is a predicted model, not a curated record. Lineage: Eukaryota; Metazoa; Chordata; Actinopteri; Gonorynchiformes; Chanidae.